CUGAGCAGUAGGCCUCUGAAAAGAGAGGAGUCCUUUAAAAGGCACCCCACACAGCACCAGGUCCCUCCUGCCUAAAGAUGUUCCACCAAAUUUGGGCAGCUGUGUUGUACCUUUAUGGCCUUCUCUUUAACUCCAUCUAUCAGUGCCCCGAGCACAGUCAAUUGACAACGCUGAGAGUGGAUGAAAACAAGUUCCCAGAUCCUCACCUGGGCCAGUGGUACUUUAUCGCAGGAGCAGCUCCCACCAAGGAAGAGUUGUCAACUUUUGACUCAGUGGACAAUAUCGUCUUCAACAUGUCUGCCAGCACUGUCCCAAUGCAGCUUCAGCUUCGUGCUGGCAUCCGCACGAAAAAUGGGCACUGUGUACCCAGGCAAUGGAUCUACCACUUGACUGAGAGGAGCACAGAUCUCAGAACUGAAGGCCGCCCUGACAUGAAGACUGAACUCUUCUCCAGCACAUGCCCAGGUGGAAUCAUACUGAAAGAAACGGAUCAGGGUUAUCAGCGCUUUCUCCUGUACAAUCGCUUGCCACACCCUCCAGAGAAGUGUGUGGAGGAAUUUCAGUCCCUGACCUCCUGCUUGGAUUUCAAAACCUUCUUAGUGACUCCUAGGAAUCAAGAGACCUGCAAACUGUCCAGUAGCUGAUCUAUAACUUCAUCUAUGCUCCCAGACAGACAUGAUGGGAGCUGAGUUGCUAGCAGGAGAAGCUGGAGUCUUAUCAACUCCUUUUCAGGAAAAAUAAAGAUGACUUUUAGUCCUCA
Molecule: messenger RNA, 760 nt
Organism: Dipodomys spectabilis (banner-tailed kangaroo rat)
Lineage: Eukaryota; Metazoa; Chordata; Mammalia; Rodentia; Heteromyidae
Gene: Apom
Product: apolipoprotein M
Exons: 6
Coding region: 78-644 (188 amino acids)
Biological process (GO): high-density lipoprotein particle clearance; cholesterol efflux; high-density lipoprotein particle remodeling
Cellular component (GO): low-density lipoprotein particle; very-low-density lipoprotein particle; high-density lipoprotein particle
Molecular function (GO): phospholipid binding; lipid carrier activity
Source: RefSeq, a predicted model, not a curated record